UCAAUUGUUAUUCUGCGGCAUCGUACGUGAGCGCGGACCUAGAAAAUCAACGUCGAAUCUCAAUUUCAGUCCGUGUCUGAAGCUGAAGCUGAAUCGCACGCAGCGUUUAGUGAGUGUCUCUUGUGUCUCGGUUGUUCAGCCCCACGUAGAAAGUCAACGGCCACGGCUACAACGGUUUCAAAGUCCUUCGUCCUUCAUCAAACGCAUAGCCAAGUGAAUGCUUGAAUGCUCGAAGGGAAAGUGUCAUAAAGCGUGCGAUUAUCCUGUAAACAAAGUGUAAAACAACAACAGCAGAGCGUUCAGCCAGCAUCAAGAACAACAUUCGAUCCGCAACAGCCAGGAGUUGCUCCAAUAAAGCCUUCACAUUUGGAGUGCAUGAAAAGCGGAAAAGCGGAAAGAACAAAAGCAAACAUAACAGCGAACGGGCACAGGCAACCCGCUGUCGGAUUGGAGGACUUUUACGACCUGAGCAAUCAAUUCUGCUGGCCAGGGUAGGAAGCGCCCAGCCACCACCCAUCCACCCCACCAACAUUGGACUCUGGAUCUGAACACAUCGUAUAAUGGUUGCCCAAUUGAGAUGACGCCACUGCCACAAGUGAGUAGGAGGAGGAUACGUUAGUGGCGGCGGCAUUGACUAUGGGAACAGAGGCAUGGGCGUGUGUGCGGACCUUGGGUCUCAUCGAUGGUGUCGGGCAUUGAGCCACAGCCAGCCACCAAAGCAGCAGCAGCAACAAUCCUCAAACAGCGCUCCAGCAGCAAACACAGCCACAGCCACGAAAACGGCUGCAUUCACAGUGAAAACAUCAACGAGAAGCAGAGGCCGACGACGAGUAGCAGGCGGUGACGAGAGCGAGAACGAGAACGAGAACGAGGAAGUGAAUGCCGCCAGAUCGAGUGCACUCUUUUCGAGCUGCUCAGGACCUGCCACCAGAUCGAUACAAGUUAUCAAAUUUGUGUUGAUUUCGUUGCUUUCCCUACUAGCGGAGCAUGCACAAACGCACAACAUUCCAGAAGAUGCGGUGCACAUUACGGCCAUACUUGGCGAGGGUGUCAUCUUCAACUGCCAUGUGGAGUUCCCCAACGACCAUCCGGUGCCGUAUGUCCUGCAGUGGGACAAGAAGGUGAGCGAAACGGGCUCCGAUCUGCCCAUAUACAUCUGGUAUGAGAGCUAUCCGGAGCACAUCGAGGAGGGCUACAAGGGACGCGUGUCGCGCGUCUCACAGGACUCGCCGUUCGGCAGCGCCUCGCUCAAUCUGACCAACAUCAGGGAGUCGGAUCAGGGCUGGUAUGAGUGCAAGGUCGUCUUCCUGAAUCGCGAUCCCAAGCAGCACAAGAACGGUACAUGGUUCCACUUAGACGUACAUGCACCGCCGCGCUUUAGUGUUACGCCCGAGGAUAUAAUAUACGUUAAUUUAGGUGAUUCAAUUAUACUCAAUUGCCAGGCUGAUGGCACACCGACCCCGGAAAUACUUUGGUACAAGGAUGCCAAUCCCGUUGAUCCCUCGCCCACGGUGGGCAUCUUCAAUGACGGCACCGAGCUACGGAUCUCGACCAUACGGCACGAGGAUAUCGGGGAAUACACUUGCAUUGCACGCAAUGGUGAGGGGCAAGUCUCCCAUACGGCCCGUGUUAUAAUCGCGGGCGGCGCUGUAAUCAUGGUGCCACCAACCAACCAAACGAAGCUCGAGGGCGAAAAAGUGAUAUUCUCAUGCGAGGCUAAGGCGAUGCCCGGCAAUGUGACCGUCCGCUGGUUCCGCGAGGGCUCACCGGUGCGCGAGGUCGCCUCGCUGGAGACACGUGUGACCAUACGCAAGGACGGCUCCCUCAUCAUCAAUCCCAUCAAGCCGGACGACUCGGGCCAGUAUCUGUGCGAGGUGACCAACGGCAUUGGGGAUCCGCAGAGUGCCUCCGCCUAUCUCAGCGUUGAAUAUCCAGCAAAGGUCACAUUCACGCCCACGGUGCAAUAUCUGCCCUUCCGACUGGCUGGCGUCGUUCAGUGCUACAUCAAGUCGAGUCCCCAGCUGCAGUAUGUGACCUGGACGAAGGACAAGCGCCUGCUGGAGCCCUACCAGAUGAAGGACAUUGUGGUGAUGGCCAACGGGUCGCUGCUGUUCACGCGCGUCAAUGAGGAGCAUCAGGGCCAGUACUCCUGCACGCCCUACAAUGCCCAGGGCACGCACGGCGCCUCCGGCUUCAUGGACGUGCUGGUCCGCAAGCCGCCGGCCUUCACUGUCGAGCCCGAGACGCUCUAUCAGCGCAAGGUCGGCGACAGCGUCGAGAUGCACUGCGACGCCGUCGAGGCGGAGGGCACCGAGCGGCCCACCAUCAAGUGGCAGCGCCAGGAGGGCGAGCAGCUGGCCGACUCCCAGCGCAAUCGCAUCAAAAUCUCCGGCGGCAACAUGACCAUCGAGAAUCUGCGACGCGAGGACUUCGGCUACUACCAGUGCGUCGUCUCCAAUGAGGUGGCCACGCUGAUGGCCGUCACGCAGCUGGUGAUCGAGGGCACACAGCCCCACGCGCCCUACAACAUCACCGGCAAGGCCACCGAGUCCUCCAUCACGCUGCAGUGGCUGCCCGGCUACAGCGGCGGCUCCGAGUACAAGCAGGACUACACGAUCUGGUUCCGCGAGGCGGGUGUCAACGAUUGGCAGACCAUUUCGGUGACCCCCUCCGGCAGCACCCAGGUGACCAUCAAUGGCCUGGCCUCCGGCACCACCUACGAGUUCCAGGUGGUCGGCCGCAACGUGCUCGGCGACGGGAUGAUGAGUAAAGUGAUGACAGUGCGCACCUUGGAAGACGCUCCGGCAGCGCCACGUAAUGUCAAGGCUGCAACACAACCGCCCGACUCAUUCUUUCAGCUAAUGCCAGACGAAGCUGGUCCCAAGCCCGGACCGCCCAGGAACGUCUCCGUCACGGAGGUGUCCAAUGGAUUCCUCAUCACGUGGCAGUCGCCGCUGGAGCGGGCGCAUAUCGUCAAGUUCUACACGAUUAAGUACCGCACGGAUGCCCAGUGGAAGACAUUGAAUCGGGGACAAAUACGGCCGGAGGAGACGCAGUAUUUGGUGAAAAAUCUGGUGGGCGGACGCACCUACUACUUCCGCGUGCUGGCCAAUUCGGAGAAAUCGUACGAGUCCAGCGAUGAGGUGAAGUUCCCCGUGCCGGCACGUGUCAAGCAUAAAGCUAUAACCGCCGGCGUCGUUGGGGGCAUCCUGUUUUUUAUUGUUGCGAUCAUUUUAUCGGUUUGUGCCGUAAAAAUUUGCAAUAAACGUAAACGACGAAAACAGGAAAAAGAGUUCAACAUGGUAGCUUGCAGGAUAACGGACGCUCGUAAUAUUGCAGCCAAUGCAGCCAAUAAUCAUCAUCAUCAACAACAUCAUUUGCAUCACAAUCGCAGUACGGGCUCAAUUUCCUCUGGUCAAGUGCCUUUAAAAAAGUACAAACAAACCCGAAUAUCAAGUCUAACCGCCAUACUGAUCGCCAUUCUUCACUGGAUCUGGCCACCCGAUCGCUGCACCAACUGCCACUCCAUCUACAGCUCCCCCACAACGCUCGAGGACUGCGACACUGCCACCGGGCGGCGCUCUGUGAGUCGCAUUCAGCGCAGUCUCGAUGGCCGCUUCGUCUUGGAUGUGGAUGGCUCCAAGAUCGAGGGCUACACGCUGGACAACAACAACAUCGAUGUGGUGGAUGGCGCGCUCUUUGAGCGACGCAACAGCAACGUCUCCCAGAAGUCCUCCAGCGACGAUGGCGGCUUCCUCUCGCGGCGCAACUUCAUCACAGCGCGUGCCUCGUGGCGGCGUCCCCUGGUGGCAUCCUCCAGCCAGCUGAGUCUCCAAUCGGCAGCGGAUUCGGCACGCGGCUUCCUGCAGGGCCUCGGGGGUCUGCUCAAGAUCGGCGGCAAGCCGCAGCACCAUCAGCCGGCGCACUUUGAGGAGGCCAUCAGUGGGGCUCGCUACCAGAACAUCCGCAGCCUGUAUGGGAAUGCGGACAGGAGUCGCCCGCUGCACAUCAACACCAUCAGCGGAGCGCUGGGCAUGGGCCAGCAGCAGCAGCAGCAUCACCAUCACCAUCUCCUCUCGCCGCAGCACUACACCCCGUCGCGUGUCUCGCGCAUCUUCUCCAGCUCGCCGGCCAUGAGCCAUCUGCAGCAUCAGCAGCAGCUGCUGCUCAGCGGCGGCAGUGGCAGCGUCGGCUAUCCCACACACUUCAGCGAUCUCAGCACCGUUUAUCCGCCCAACUCGGCGGAGCGUUCCCACAACAGCGGCGGCGCAGGCAGUCGCUAUCGCUACUACUCCCAGGAGCUGCCGUCGCUGAGAACCAUCCAGGAGGAGACACGCCGCCAGCAGCAACAGCAGCAGCAGCAGCAGAACCAACAGCAACCACAGCAUCCGCUGGAGGAGCACUUUGUGCCGCUGCAGCUGCCGUCGCCGCCAUCGUGGCGGAGCUACUACCACGGGCAGCUGCCGUAUCACAGCUACAGGCCGCGCACGCGCUGGUAUCCGCGCCACUACUCCCGCCUCUUCAGUCGCCAGCAGCACGAGCUGCUCUCCCCGCUGCCCGAUCUGAAUCUAUCGCUGCGCAACGGCGUCGGGGUCAAUGCAGGGCUGGAGGCCUCUCCCGAGUCGCGGAGCAGCUCGAGCGGCUUUGGCUCGAAGAACACCUCCAAUCAUCCGGGCAGCACCAGCGAAUGGCGACUGCUGCCGCCGUACCGUGCGCCACCCUCGCCGCCCAAGCACUCGGGCUACUUUGGGACAGGCGGGGGACUGGCUGGCAGUCAGCAGGCCCAAGGACAGACGCCGCAUUCCGCCUACUCCUCUUAUCCGCGGGCCAACACGCCGCCCUACACCAUGGCCCACUGGCUGGAAAUGAUCUCAAGACUGAACGCGGCCACGGACAGCAAUUUGCCCGCGCCCAAAGCGCCCUGCCCCGUGGACGUGGGCAGCGUCGAUGGCCACUACGAAUUCGACCCGGCCACGCCCACACCGAGCGCCUCAACGCCCACGGGCAUGGGUGGUAUGCUGCGCGAAGAUCUCAAUCAUCUGCACAUCGAUACAUCGCUCCAUCAUCAUCAUUUGCACCAUCAUCAUCACACGCUGGGACCGCUGAGCGGCAGUCUGCUGCACGCCCAUGCCCCCACGGGCUACAGCGGCGGAACGGGCAGUUCCCGGAAGCUGCGCACCUUGCCGCUGCCACACCAGCUGCCGGCACGCUAUGACAAUGUGGAGGUGCGGCUGCAGGCGAUGCGAGAGGAGUUCUAUGCGUACCGCAAGCGGCAGGCGAUGCAACAGGCGGGAGUGCCCGAAAUGGAGAGCGUGUGCUGAGUGCCAGCUCCAGUCAAGCAUUUAAUUAAGUUCCACAUGGCAUCCACACACACACACACACACAGACACACACAUCCGCAACACACCCAUGAAAUGCGCCUCAAUGCUAAAAGCAAAAGCACCGCAAAAUUGCGAUGCCAUCGGAUGAGACGGAUGAGCGAUGGCUGAGGCAGCCGCAAGCAGCAUGCAUGCCAUUGCAAUCAACAUUCAACCGCAUACGUAGCAGAUGAGAUGAUGAUACAUGAUACAUGGAUACACAGAAAGAUAAACGAACAUCGGAUCAGGCCACACAUCUGUCUGUGCACGCGUACUGCCAUUUCCCCCCAAAACCCAGCCCCCAACCCCAACCCCCACACACGUUAGAGAUUCCUACCCUCAGAUAUGAAACUUAAAAAGUUACCACAGCAAUGAAACAAUUAAUAGAUUUUACGGAAAGGAAAGGGAAGGGAGAGCGAAAAUUCCACGCGAGAUUUGUAAAUAAUUUGAAGGGAGCAGCAGAUAGAGACAGGAGACAGAGGGAGAGCGAGGGGCAUGCAGCAGCUGAGGAGCCGAAAGUUUAAGUAUAAUAUUAAAAACAAAACUAUAGCAAUUAUACAACAACAACAACAAAACAUAUUAUUACAACUCGAUAAAGAAUAAUGAAUUGAUAUUAAACACACAAAAAAAAAAAUAAACAACAAAUUACAAUUUAAUAUUAUUAUUAUUAUUAUUUACGAGUGUAUUUAGAUAUUUGAAUAUUUAACAACACACACACACACACGUACAGAUUGAUAUGUUAAACAUUAAUAAAUUAAAGAACAUUUAACACAAAAAUCCCAACAAUCCCCCACAGCGCGUAAGGCCUAAAUUAUGUUAAAAAAAAAUAAAAAAUAAAAACAAGAACACUAAAAGUACGAGUAAAAUCAAUACGGAAAUACGGAAUAUGCUAGCUGUUAAGCAUUUAGUUGUUAAAUUUAUCGAUUAUCGAUAGCCGGCAGACGAUGACACGAUGUUAAAAAUAAAAAACAAAAACAAAAAACAAAACAAACGAUUAAAAACGUAUUUAAAAAAGAACAAACCACAUAUAGAGAAAUUGUUUCAUAAUUAAAUUAUUUAACGACAAACAGAGAAAACCAAAACAAAAAUGAAACGAAAAAAAUAAACAGUUUAACGAACGAAUUAAAUGAAAUAUAACUGCUGCAUAUAUGUUUACUGUUACACACACACACACAACACACACACCAACACACGAUAAUUAACUCGAACAAGAAUAUUUAUUAAACGCAAAACACAAAACAAAAACUAAAUACCAAAAAAAAAAUAAUAAUAAAAAUAAAAAAUAAAUAAAAGCAAAACGAUUCUUUCCGGUACGAUAUAGUAUAUCCCACACACACAACACACACCACACACACACACAGCCCAAGACUUGGUCAAUUGCGACGCCACUCGACAGUUGAAUAAGUUGGUAAGGUGACAAGAUACAGAUACAGAUACAAUAUCUAUAGAUACAAGAGAGAGCGAGGGAGAGCGCGAAGAGAGGGCCACAGUUGUGCAUAGAUCCAGCUGAGUUUCUGUUUGUUUUUUUAGGUACUUGUUAAACGAUAAAUGAUAAAUGAUUAACGAUUAACGAUAAAUCGAUCAAAUUGUACGGAAUGAUGGUUUGACACAACUUGACGCCAAAACACUGCCAGAGCGAGAGAAGCGUAAAGAAGAUGUGACACGUGUGUGCAUAACGUAUGUAAAUUACAGAGACAACAAAUAUACAAAAUAAUAAUAUUAAUAAUAAUUAUAAUAAUAAUAAUAAUAAUACUAAUCAUAAAGGUAAUACGAAUAACGAUUUGAGGGGGGUAAAGAGUUCGAUAGCGAGAGGGAGAGAGCAAAGCAAAUCAAGAAAUCAACUACGAAAGAACUACUCGAAUGAUCUCAAGAAUUUCUAUAUAAAUAUAUGUAUUUGUGUGUGUUUGCCCCGACUUUUGUUGAUCCAAAAAUUACACUGAAACAAAUCAAAGUGGGAGCGAGGGAUGGUAUGGAUUGGUAUAGGCAGAAAAUUGCAUUAUCGAUGAACACUUUUCUUGUACAUGUUGAAGGUAUUCAAGUAAUUAAGUUGAUUUUUUGUAUUGCAUAUAGACAGACAAACACACACACACACACAGCAACACACACACACACAUUAAAAGGUUUAACUAGAAAUGAAAAUAAAUAAAUUAAUUAAUUGAUGCAUUAACGAAACGAAAGCACAAGCCGAAAUGGCAGCGAAAAGCCAAGUGCGAAUCGAGAGAGAGAGAGAGAGUAAUUACAGAGAAUAAAUUGAAUUUUAAUUGAGAUGCAGAGAAGCAGAAUAGGCGCAGAUGAAGGGACUUCUGGGCACAUACGAUAUAUGAUUAUGUAUCUACUGUAUGUGCAUAUAUUUAUGGAUAAAGCAGUUACUGGAUUACUGGCAUUCAACUGGCAUGUAUGUACAUUAAGAGUAAAGAACAAAAACGAAAACAAAAAC
This is a messenger RNA of Drosophila subobscura, 7794 nucleotides long. RefSeq names its product protein turtle (gene tutl). Gene Ontology annotation, cellular component: axon; plasma membrane. The record is from RefSeq and is a predicted model, not a curated record. The transcript is spliced from 12 exons. The coding region runs from base 651 to 5321 and encodes 1556 amino acids. Gene Ontology annotation, biological process: homophilic cell-cell adhesion; dendrite self-avoidance; axon guidance. NCBI's taxonomy places the organism in Eukaryota, Metazoa, Arthropoda, Insecta, Diptera, Drosophilidae. Gene Ontology annotation, molecular function: ABC-type transporter activity; ATP hydrolysis activity; ATP binding.